Messenger RNA from Symbiodinium natans, 1098 nucleotides. Lineage: Eukaryota; Dinophyceae; Suessiales; Symbiodiniaceae. The record is from the annotation of a GenBank genome assembly.
AUGGCCGGAGAUGAUGGCCAUGUGAAAGGCAAUUUCUUUGAGCUGGGGCCAGUCGCGUUGACGGCCAAGCCGUCGCUGGUGCGCCGCCCGGCCAACGAGACCUGGGCUUCGUACGUGCCGGUUCUCUUCGUGGACUCGCCCUUGGGCACCGGUUGGUCCUGGGCCAACCCGGGGAGCUUUGCCGUGAGCCAGGUGCAGGUUGCUGAGGACCUCGUCUUUUUUCUCCAGCAGGUGGCAGGGCGUCUGCCGGUGGUUCACCGUCGCCUGGUGCUGGCGGGAGAGUCCUAUGGCGGACACUUCGUGCCAGCAUUAGGGCAGAUGCUGCUCACCUCAAAAUGCCCCUUUCAGUUGGAGGCCAUUGCUGUGGGCGACGGGCUGACGGACCCGGCGACGCAGGUGCUGACGAAGCCAGGCGAGGCCUUCGCCUUCGGCCUGCUGGAUGAGGCCCAGCUUGCGAAGGCACAGGAGCUGGCCACGGCCGCGCACGAUGCGGCACAGGCGAAGCUCUGGGGCAAGGCCGUGGACCUACGUCAGGCCAUGGAAGACUUCGUGAAAAACGUCUCGGCAAUCAAUCCGUACGAUGUACGGACGACCGAGCAAUACGACUGGAUGGAGCUGCGUAUGCACGAGUUCUUCGACAUGAAUGAGACAAAGGAUCUGCUCCACAUUCCCCGUGGCCGUCGCUUUGGGACGACCUCCGCCGAGGUGAAGUUGAACCUGCGGGAGGACAUCAUGCAGUCCCAGAAGCCAGCGGUGGAGGACUUGCUCAAGGCAGGGAUACGGGUGCUCCUCUACCAGGGGCAGUUCGAUUGGAAGGACGGCGUGGUGUCGAACGCGGCGUGGAUCCGAAGUCUCAACUGGACAGGCACGGCCUCUUUCCUCCAGGCCAACCGCACAAUCUGGCGCCGCGCUGCCGAUGGCCAGAUUGCCGGCUACUGGCGCGGUUUUCAGAAUUUGGAGCAGGUCGUCGUUCUGGGAGCAGGACACCUUGUGCCCAUGAAUCAGCCUCUGUCCGCAGUUGACAUGCUCCUGCGCUUCCUGCACUAUCCCAGGCCUGGCCCUCGCAAAGUUCAGGACACUGAAGCCAUCCAGAUCUGA